Molecule: messenger RNA, 2002 nt
Organism: Trichomycterus rosablanca
Lineage: Eukaryota; Metazoa; Chordata; Actinopteri; Siluriformes; Trichomycteridae
Gene: slc43a3a
Product: solute carrier family 43 member 3a
Exons: 13
Coding region: 281-1822 (513 amino acids)
Biological process (GO): transmembrane transport
Molecular function (GO): transmembrane transporter activity
Source: RefSeq, a predicted model, not a curated record
GUGAAGCUGGGAGCCGCGACCGUGAACGCGUUUACUCUCCCAGCACAUAAAUAUGAUAUCUGAAGUGUUUAUGUAAGCUGCCAUGAAGAUAUUAAACACAGCUCGUUGUGCUGAGGUCGGCUGUAAACGAGUGACUGGAUUUAUCUCGUCCUAUCAUAUUGUGACUUUCCCCAAACUAUCAGCUCUAACCGUAUUAUCACCCUGGAGCACGCUGUGACCCAAAACAUCAACGGUUAGGGUCGAGGAUUGAAACUACCAUACUACUUCAGUGCAGAACACGAUGUCGGGACGUGAUGGCGGAUCUGGGAAGAGAGUCAGAUUCAAACUGACCCUGGUUACAGGACUGCUGGAGUGCCUGUGCUUUUCCGGGGUGGUGUUUGGAUUUGCUUCUCUUGUGUUCGUGUUAAAGGCGGAUGGAUACUUUGAGGAGCUGGGUGUCGAUGUGACCGACACCAAUGGGACUGUCAUUCAAGACAGCAGUGCUCAGGAUGAGAGGUUCUCUCUCGUCUUCACUGUCGCCUCCUUCAUGAACAACUUCAUCACUCUACCCAUCGGCUUCAUCUUCGACCACUACGGGACGAUGGUUACGAGACUUCUCGCAAUAUUUCUCUAUACUUCCGGGACGUUGCUGGUGGCGUUGUCCAGUAAAGCUCUCUCAGUGUUGCUCUUUCCGGCUCUUUCCUGCAUCGCCAUGGGAGGCAUCAUGCUUCUUCUUACAAACAUGCAGGUGGGAAACUUGUUUGGCACUCGUCGCUCUACCAUUAUUACUCUCUACAAUGGUGCUUUUGACUCCUCAUCAUCCAUCUUCCUUAUCAUUAAGGUGCUGUAUGAAACAGGGAUCUCUCUUCGGACCUCAUUUUUGUUCCUGUCUGCCUGUAGCCUCGUUCAUCUCCUGCGAUCUUUUUUCCUCAUGCCCAAAUCCCACAUCCCCCAUCCGAUCCCGAAGAACUACACCUACGGGGUGAGCUGUGGUAAAUCAAGCAGCUACAGUGUUGAAGAAUAUGAGAUCAAGCAGAAACUGAACCGCUCGUUGGGACCCGAGAAGACGGAACAGGAUGGAGAGAGUGAGCUGAACGAUGACGGCUCAUCUCAAAAGAGGGAAAUAAAAAAGAACGGCAUUAAAGACAACAGUUUUAAGAGCUGCGUCCUAUCCUGGUUCUUCCUGUGGCAUCUGGUAUGGCUGUCCGUCAUGCAGCUCCGCCAUUAUCUUUAUAUUGGGACACUAAACCCGAUGCUGAACCAACUGGCAAACCAAGACCCAGCCACUGUAAGCCAGUACACCAAUGCAUUCGCCUUCACUCAGCUGUGUGGGAUUCUCUGUGCCCCCUGGAAUGGACUCUUGAUGGACAGGCACAAGGGCAAAAAACUUAAGCCAGGUCAGACGGAGCGUGAGGCGGACCUGAACUCCUCCAUCCUGUCCCUCUUCCUCACCUCUCUCCAGUGCUUCUUGUUUUCCGUCUCCGCCACCGUUCCUGUUCUGCCUCUGCAGUACGUCACCUUCAUCCUCCAGGUCCUGAAUCGCUCCUUCCUGUAUGGGGGGAACGCUGCCUUCAUCAGCAUCGCGUUUCCUCCUCAGCAUUUUGGGAAGCUGUAUGGAUUGGCGAUGUCCCUCUCAGCCGUGGUGUCGUUGCUACAGUAUCCAUGUUUUGCUAUGGUUAACAAUUUUGAGGGGGAUCCAUUUUAUGUGAACCUCAUGCUGACCGUUGGAACGUUGAUGGCUUUCAUGCACCCACUUAAUGUGUUCAUGCACUGCAGACGACUGGCCAAGAAGAAACAGAAGCACACACCCACCAGGACCCCCGCUGAUUCUUCAACACUAUAGUUUUAGGUUAAGUUCGAUUUUUUUUUACCUGCUUCGUGUUUAAAAACUGAUCCAGAUGAAGUUCUUUAAGUUUACAUUGAGCUAAACCUGAAGUGCACUUGUGUGUUUAUUAGGAUGAAACAAUGUCGUGUUACACUAGUGUGCUGAAUUAGAUCUGUAUUAAAACAAUACCACACUUUU